GGGUUUGAAAAUGGGCUGCAUUCUUUUCAUCUAAUGGACGGAGAUUAAUGUGCAACAGUGGGUUUAUCAAAUAACAGCAGUAGCUAAUCACUAAAUUAAAAGCUAAGUUAGCCUUAAAAGAAUUUUAUUCGUCGUGCACUUUCAAGUUUAAAAUGCUGCAGUGCUAAAUCUUACAUGAUUUGUGUUACUGUCAAUCAUUUGCAGGUAACACUGUGCACUGUCAGCCUAGAUAAGAUUGCUCGUUUAAAACGACUUCUUAUAGCGUCUUACUAUGUAUAAAGUUUAACUCGUUCGUCGGUGUCAGAACCGCAUUAAAUAAAGCAAACGAGUUGCCGCCCGAGAAACAAGCGACGCAAGCCCAUCCCUACUGCUCAUGGCACAUGCAAGGCUAACUAGCCUCCCGGCUCCAGCCACCUACCCACCUCCCGCCGCCCAUUGAGGAUCUUUGGUGGGAAAAAACACGCAGCUUCACCAAGUUCGGCCCACGAUGUGAUUAGCUGCAGCGCGGAUCAGUCACGCCGCGGUCCUUCCCACUGAGCUUUGACAGCGCCGCCGCACGCCUCGGCCGAGCGUUUCACCCUGCAUAAGGCUUCGAAUGAGCCGCGAGAAGAGCACGCCGCGCGGUGCAGUGGAUCGGGUUUGCGGGGCGUCGAGGCAGCGGCUAAUCCUCGUCGGUGGGUUUCACAAGCUUACAGCCAACCCGGUCCUCCGAUCCUGCGAAGCGGAUGCCGCCGCCGAGGUGUACAGCGAGAGCUUUAUUCUUGUCUAUUAAUUUUCUCACAUAAGAAAAAGAAAGGGACGAAGCUGGGCAUGCUGCUGUGGCAGGCGCUGCGAGCAACUUGAGUCCGCCGGGCUGUUUACACAUCAGUGAUGAAGAAUACGCACACGCAUCUUUUCAGUUCUUUAUAACCAUGACGGAGCUUUUGGAAGGGACAGCGAGGCAUCUGAGGUAAGACGCGGAAGCAAAGGUCUUGGAAAGCGCCGUCCGCCUCCCGCCGAUGCGCCUUCAGCAGUGUGCCGCCUGGUGAGCUCCUGUAGUGAAGAACAUUAAGUAACGGAAACAAAGUUUAUGCAUUUGAAUUGGAUGCUGCGGGCUAACGGAGGGACGCAAGACUGCGGCGCAUUGUAACGACACGUAAUCUCGCAUCUGGAGCUUGCUUCAAGUUUGAGACUGCUGCUUCCGUUACGUGCAGUUUUGUUUUCCCUCCUCUUCAGUUCGGUUUGCCAUUCUCAUUUUCAGAUCGUAAAUGAAGCGUUUGGCAUCAGGACAGGGUCUAUCGUUCACGAAAAAAGAGAGGACUGACCCCUGGCAACAGCAGCAGUCUUUGGAACGGGAAAUACAGUUGUUUUGAAUUAUUUUUACUGUGAAGGCUGGGCGCAUUUUCAAGUAGAUUACGAGAGUGCUUGUUUUGGAUGUCUUCGAGACAUGCCUUGCCUGAACUUUUUCACGGCAGCAAGAUAGCAACGUUGUGAAAAUUGACAGCACGUUAAAACAGUAACAACAGCAAAACAAAACGAAGAUACCAGAGCAAGAGAAUUAAAGGUAAAGAGAGCGUAAAGGACAGAGAAGGAAGGAGCCUGCUAACCUGACAGCAACCUCGCGAUGUUCCUCCGAAAGUUACCGGGGGUGUCCGCCUCUGGGAUGGGGCUUCGUCUAUCUCAGAAAUUCGUCUUUUUGGUCUUUCUGUCCGGUUUGGUCACCCUCUGCUUUGGGGCGCUGUUCUUUCUCCCCGACUCGGCUCGUCUUAAGCGAAUUUUCUUAUCCGGACCGGAGAGCCAGACACUGGAAGCGGCCACUCUCGCCAAGGAGGGCAUCAGAAAGAUCGACAAGAGCCACGAUAGCUUCAAAGACUUGACACCCGGAAAAGGGGACCCCGGCGCCCUCGGCAAGACUAGCAAGGCAGACAAAAGCGGCGACAAAAAUCCCGACGAGCACAACUUGCCCAAGGGACCGCCGCAAAAGCCACGGCAAACGACGGGCGCUGGACGGGAAGCCAGAGUGGGGGACACGGAACCGUCUGAACGCGGCGCACACCAAUAUGAUUACGACAAGUUUAGAGCAUGUCUGAAGAAGCCAUCCCUGGGUGCAAGUAGAGGUAAACCGAGCGACCCCCAGAGCCAAGCAAGGAGAGCGAAAGUCAAAGAGAUGAUGAAGUUUGCCUGGGAUAAUUAUAAAUUAUAUGCCUGGGGGAAGAAUGAGCUGCGACCUUUGACCAAAAAUGGGCACAUUGGCAACAUGUUUGGAGGACUCCGAGGAGCCUCCAUUGUGGAUUCUCUUGAUACACUGUUCAUCAUGGGGCUGGAGGAGGAGUACGAGGAAGCCAAGGACUGGGUGAAAGAGAACCUUGACAUGAAUUCUAAUGGAGAAGCCUCCCUUUUUGAAGUGAACAUUCGUUAUGUUGGUGGGCUGCUUUCAGCAUAUUACCUGACAGGCGAGGAGGUAUUCAGGACCAAAGUCCUUGAACUAGGGGAGAAGCUGCUGCCAGCGUUUAAUACGCCCACCGGGAUCCCACGUGGAAUCAUUAACCUAGGCAGUGGUCUGAGCUGGAGCUGGGGAUGGGCUUCUGCAGGAAGUAGCAUUUUGGCAGAGUUUGGAACAUUGCACUUGGAGUUUGUUCACCUGAGUGAAGUUUCUGGAAACCCGACAUAUAAGGAAAAGGUAAUGAACAUUCGCAAGUUUUUGAACAAAAUAGAAAAGCCCCACGGGCUCUACCCGAACUUUCUGAGUCCUGUCAGUGGAAACUGGGUUCAACACCACGUCUCCAUUGGCGGCCUGGGGGACAGCUUCUAUGAGUAUUUGAUCAAAUCUUACCUUAUGUCAGCCAAAAAAGAUGAAGAAGCCAAGAAGAUGUAUUAUGAUGCCUUGGAGGCAAUAGAAACCAAUCUGGUGCAGAAAUCUCCCGGGGGCCUCACAUACAUUGCAGAGUGGAGAGGUGGCAUACUGGAUCAUAAGAUGGGUCACCUCGCCUGCUUCUCUGGGGGGAUGAUCGCAAUCGGUGCAGCAGAUGGAGAACUGCAGAAGCGCAAACACUACAUGGAUUUGGCAGCAGAAAUCACUCACACGUGCCACGAAUCGUACGCCCGUUCUGAUACUAAACUGGGUCCCGAGGCGUUCCGUUUUGAUGGCGGUGCUGAAGCCACAGCAACAAGGCUGAGUGACAGAUAUUACAUCCUGCGGCCAGAAGUGGUGGAGAGCUACAUGUACAUGUGGAGGCUGACCCAUGACCCCAAAUACCGGGAAUGGGGCUGGGAAGCAAUACAGGCAUUGGAGAAGUAUUGCAGAGUUGACGCAGGUUUUUCUGGGAUAAGAGAUGUGUACACAGCGACACCAAAUUAUGAUAACAUGCAGCAAAGUUUCUUCUUAGCAGAAACACUGAAGUAUCUGUAUCUUCUGUUCUCAGACGACGACCUUCUCCCUCUUGAAGACUGGAUAUUUAACACGGAAGCACACCCUUUGCCGGUAGUCCGCCAUAGUUGCAUGCAGGGAGAAAGCAAAACACACCAGCGGCAGAAGCAUUAGCACACGCUACUCCCAGGGGCCCUUGAUCAGUCUUUUGGGUCGAAACGCAUUUCCUUUCCAGUAAAGGACCUUGUCAUAAUGCUGAGAUUGUAUUUGUGGGCCACCUGUCCGAUAUGGUGGACGGUGGCAUUUCAGUGGACAAUCAGAAAAUUACCAAGCACUUUUCAUUUAUCUCCUCUGUGAGGAGAGCCAGUGACCCAGAGAUGGGUCACUGAAAUAUGGGCCAUAUUGUGAAAUAAAACCACUGAGCUGCAUUUCUCAUCCAUUUUGAAGGUCUUUUUUCUGUUAGUUUACUGUUUGACCAAAGGUUGAUUUUUUUUCACAUGUAAACUCCUUAAAAUUUUUUUUUGGACAGAUGAGUGAAUAUAGUCUCUGUGUGUGUGUGUGUGUAUUAUACAGUACCAUAGACAUCAUAGACACACACAUACAUAUAUAUAUAUAUGUAUAUACUGUAUGUGUAUUUACAUAUACUGUAUAUGUGGGUUUAUGGAUGCACUGUAUGAGUAUAUAUAAAAUAUAUAUCUGUAAAUUAAAAAGCAAACACACCCGCUAUUAAUAUGUGCGUUCAGUGAGCCAGUCGUGAUUGGGUAGCACUUGACCAUAGUGAAAACCAGAUGUGAGGGCACUUGGGAUUGGAUGGUGAUUCACAUUUGAAGGUGGUCAGAAAUGGAUGGCAAUCAUGUAGUUAUUAACAUAUACACAGACACACAGAGACGAUUUUCAUUUUUAACUUGCAAAUGACCAUUUGUAUGCAGUGUAUAUCUCUGCAAUAAUUGAGUAUACAGUAUAUGUGGUUAAAAAUUAUGCAUACCUUUUAAUCCAAUUGAAUUGAACUGGACUAAAGAUGACGACAACCCAUUAUAGAAGCCCACUUCACUGCACUAGCUCGUUGUGCUGUGGCUGAAGUUGCCUGAUCGUUUGUUCGUGUUCACCCUACUUGAUUGUGUGACACAUAAGAAUAGUUUUGAUGAGAACUGGUGGUUCAGCCCAGCUCAUCAACCCCAUUUUUUACCAAUCUUUUGUAAAUUAAGACUUGAAGGUCCCCCUGGUCCCACUUUGGUAACUUAUUGGACAUACAUCAUCUUUGGAUUUCUGUGCAGGUUGACUUGAGUUUUCUGUUUGCAUGCUUUUUCACUUGUCACCACCUACAGUACACUUUGCUCCCUAAAUGGGGAUAUUUUACCAUAAACUAAAUCUAAACCAUUCGUCUCACAUCGUACUUCUUACGAGUCCAUCAAUUGCACUUUUAUUUAUCGUAGUGCCCUUUAACUCCACUGUUAGAUGGUUUUGAGAACUCUUGUAUGAAGGAGUGCUCUGACGCUUUUUACAAGAUGUUAGGUCUCCACCUAGGUAACAUCUCAACUGCUAAGGUGCAUUUUGGUUAAAAACGUCAUCUUUCCAGUUGGCGUGUGUACCAAGGGAACAUUCUCAGAAUUCAAUGUCUGUCUGUCUUACUUGGUUAGAAUUGACGUUUUAUACCUCAGAUUUCAUUCCCGUCUCCGUGGGGUUUCAUUUCUUGUAUGGGAUGAUCUCAGCUUCUCUGGUUUUGAACAUUUUACCGAACUGCCAGAAACUAAAUGACUGGGACUGAGUUGUUGUAGCGACAGUUCGCACCACCCACCUGCGUUCAUUAAAUCUCGUUGCUGUUUUGUUUCAUUACCCUGGUAGUCCUGACUCUCCCAUUUUCUUUACAUUUUAAAUUGUUCAUCAAAACAUUUGCUUCUGUAUAAUAUCUAAUUAUUGUACUUUGUUUCAUGCACUGCAUAAUUAUUCUUUUUAAGCCCGUUAGCCACACCUUUUAUGUAAAGAAUUAAACAUAACAUUGUCUGGUUUAGCACAAGGGGAUGAGUGCCGCAUUAGUCAUUGAAGCCAUGAUGACAAACCCGUUUCUCUUUAUUUCAUCGGAGUAGUUACAGUAUCCUGUUGCUGGAGUUGUGGCUCAUGCUGUGAUGAAACACAAGAAUAUUCUGCAAGUUUUGAAUAAUUAGGUAAUGAGAACGCUUUGAUGUUUAGGCUUUUGUCAGAGUAAUAUGGAAGAGCUGAAAUGUUUCAUGAUUUUCUGGUAUUCAUUUUUGCAACUCCUUCUGCAAGAAAGCAAUUCUUUAAACCAAGGGUCUGCAGACGUAUUUAAAUAAGGCCUCUUGUCGAGCUGGACGACGACACGGCUAUGUGGAUGUCCCUGGUGCUCGGCGGCUUGGCGAUGUCCUGGAAAGUUUUUGUGACUUUCAGACUUUACAUUACUAUUUUGGUGGAAUUUUUCUUCUUUCAUGCCAUCAAAUGUUUAAUAUAAACAGAGAAGGAUAUAACCAUAAAAUUAAUUUUUAGCAACAUGUCUUUGAUUUACUAGAUAGAAAAUAUUAAAUUGGUGGGAGCAAUUAACAUGAAGGAUAACAAUGGAGAACCAGAGAACAGCAAGCAGGACAAAACUCAUCCUCAUCUCAGUCCUUGUAGGUCUUGAAAUUUUUAAUAUCACUAGUAACGGCUAGUAACAUCGCUAAUAAUGUCCAAAUCCUUUAAUAUCACUAAAAAAUACCAGUCACAUACCGGCCAUGCUAGCCAUUAGUACUUUGAAUAAGGUUUAAAGAAAUGAACCAGUUAUAGGGUGAGGUAUUUAUAAAUGUUGGUAAUCUCAAUUGAUGUUGUACAAUAUUCAACUAGAUUUAUAUUAAAAGCAUAAGCAAUCAAAAUGUGUAAAGUCUUUCAAUCAAAAACACCAGCUCUGACUUUGCUUGUCUAUCACUACAUGAACAUUUGAGUACCUUGAAGAGAAUUCGGCGUCUAGAUGUGUUUUCGUGACUCAGUCGUUCAUCCCAAGUCUGACUGUGGCCAUGCUGACCCUUGCUUUAAAGAAUAAAUCCAAGGCCUUCAGGGUCUUGUGCAGGAUGUACUGCAUGUUGGUGGUGUGUCCGAUCUUAGACUGCACAUCAGAAGUUGCCAGUUCAGUCCCCACCGCUGCCUCACCGUGUGACCUGAGCAGGUCUCCUCACCUGGAUUUGUUGGGCUACGUUUACACUGCAGAGCUAAGACAUCAAGUCUGACUCCCCUCAGGUCCGAUCUUUAGACAGAGUGGCCAUCUCUGUAAUGUGCAUCUGUUUCCUGCAUUUGCACAGGCACUGGCCUCCACUGACAGACAGCUGCCCAAAUAAAUAAGUACAUUCCAUUAGGUUGUGAUAAUAAAGUCCACAGAGUCCAUUUCUGUACUUCUGUAUAUUUGAAGGAAUGUGAGCACUCAGCAUCACUUAGCAGGCAUUUGUCACCAGAAGCAAAGAGUGUGGUCAGCCAGGUUGUCUUACGUCAAUCUGAGUGCAAAGACGCCUUUGGAAACCCAGAAUGUUUAUUGAGAAUUUUAGUUGGUAGCAGUGGCUAGCAGCGGGUUUGUUCCUGACUUGCACCCUAUGCUAGCUGGGAUAGACUCCGGCAGACCCUCACGAGCCUGUUCAAGACUAAGCGGGAUAGAAAAUGCCUGACUGACUGCUCCGUGGCCAUCCCGAGGAUGGACGACUUUUCUUGAGCAGCCAGUUAUCCCAGUUGGUAGGUACAAUUUCACCAGAUACUGUUUAAAUGCACUGUUGACCAUCUUUGGUCAUUUUCAGGACCAGUUGACAAUCAUCAGCUGUGAAAUUGUGCAUAGCAAACAACACAGAAAAACAUGUUAAUAACCAUAAGUGAGCCAUCUGACAGUUUGAAUCGAAUUGAAAUCGACUUCUACAUGCAAACAUGGACUUUAAUUAAAAUCCACACAUCACAUUUCAGGAUUGGAAUCCAUUUUUGAGUCAAGUGUAAAAAGAUGGUGAGCAGUAUCAGUCAGCAAGGCCAAAACAAUCAGAAAGUGGGCCAAGUGGGAGUGGUGGUGCAAACGUAGCCUUAGCCGCUUCUGUUAGACGAGUCAGCUGACUGCGUAAUGUAAAUAUUGCAAUAAACUUUAUGAUUUCCUUUUCUUAUCAGACUCAGUAUAGAGUUAAGUCCAGUAAAUUUCAUAGGCAGUUAUAGAUAUAAUUACAUGUUAAUUAUUGCAGCUCUCUUUUAAAGGUUUAAUGUUUUUGCUACAGUUUAAUAAUUGUAUAAAUACAGAACAGUAUAUUCAAAUGUGUUUAUAAAUAUACAUAUAUAAUUUGUUUUUCUUUCUUUUUUAUGUUUUUAAUGCUUUAUGUACUGUACACCUCUUUUUCACCACCAUCAACUACAAGUUUAAUAUUUACAGUCACUAUAAAUGUGCUGAUAUAUGCAAGCUGAACAAAGCGAUGUAUUUGUAAGUAAAGUCACGACCAACUGUGAAAGCGCAGAUGAACCUUUUGCAAGCUUUUUCUUUUUAUGUGUGAUCCAUGACUGGAUUUUCAGGAAUUAAUUCAAUGAACUAAAUGUAUUUCUCUUGCUAUUUUAUGUUCCGUUUCUUUUUAAAGCUUACAGUACAUGAGUAAUUAGUCAGUUUUCGUCAUUUUAUUUUCCUUUUAGAUUUUCAGUCUUGAUUAUAAUUGUGCAGCAUAGGCAAAGUAAAGCUAUGUACAUUGUACAGUUCAAAGUUCUAAGAGUAUUUUAUUCCAGGUUUAAUAGGCUGGUUAUACUGUCACCUGUACAGAGUACAGUAAAAUUCUUACAUGCAUGUGCCCAUCAACAUGCAGCACGUCAUCAUCACUCUCCAGCGCCAUGAUUAGUGAGUAUAACGGCCUUACCUCGAAGUGUCCAUCCUUACCUGAAAAAUCUCGGACCGUCUUUUUCAGUAUUUCAGGCUGAUGUAGAGCAAUAUGCAUAAUUUACAGGUUUAAAUUACAUCACAAUUCCACUUGGUGCAACUUCACUUGUCUCACAAAUCUCACCUUGAGAAGACUCCGAAUGGUGCAGUAUGAAGUGUAUGUUCACUUUUCGACAAGUCGAGUGGCGAGUGGCCAUGCGUAUGUUUUGCAAGAGCCUUACCACAAGGUGCACCUUAAAUUUAAGGAGCGUGCCUUAUAGCAGGAGUUGACUUGUGGCAGCUCCCGUUACCAUGUGUAAUGUCAGGCACACGUUACAGAUUGUACUUUAUAGUGAAUUCGCAUUAUCCUCCUCCCUAAUCCACACCAUUAUUCGAACACAAUGAUGUGAGUGAAGCUGACGUGAAAUUACUGUGUGCCUAAUGUUCCAGUGGUGGUAUUUCCUUAGCUGUCCAUUGCACUGUCCAUGGGGUACUCUGGGGAAUGAAGGCUGGAUGGAACAUUUAAAGGGCAUCGCAUUAGAGAACGAGACUUUAACUUUUAUCAGUUUUUAGCCCCUCUGUUAAGUUUGCUCCUUUUUUGCAGCACAUUGAAAGCCCUGUAAAUGUAUUUGUAUGUACAUAAUGUCCUGCUCCCGGGACUGCAUCACGUGGGUAAAGGAAGUGUACAGCAGUAGAAUGUGUUAAAGAUUUGUGUCUGACUGGUAUACUUAAAAAUGCAGGAAAAAUGACUGAAGCAUAAAACAAUUUGCAAGUGCGGCAAAGCAAAGCAUACUGUGGUCCAACCUGGACCCCCGGCAAGCACACAGACAUCCCCUCAUGUGUUUCCAGAAAUACAAACAAACAUGUCAGCAUCCAAAUGUCAAAGUGGUCCCAACCACCAUGUGAAACUUCACUGACUUCCCCCCAACUCAGGUGUGUUAUAAUCAUUGUGAUCAAUCAAGAAUCAAAGUGUAUGAUGUCACUCCUAAAUAUUCCAUGAGCAUUUUGUCAGGAUAAUAAUAAUGGUAAGGAGACCUUAGCUCCUUUAGCAGCCACUUUUCUCACCCACGGGUAUGUCCAUGUAUCAUUUUCGGAGUUUGCUUCUCAUCCUUUAAAGUAUCUUUCAGGUUAGAUCCUUAUCCCAGGCCAUGUUACAUUACACGACUUUUCCAGCAAUUUUCAGUUGCAGUCUUUAUUUACAUAAUCUUAGCGAGUCGGAGGCAGUCACGGCACUCUCCGUAAAGGCCAGUCGUGUAGUCUGACAGGUUGUACCCUUCUGGGACUCGCCCUGACUAAAUCAAACAGCUUUGUCUUCAGUCAUAGGGGUGGGCUCUGUGCGCAUGAGAGCCGUCAACCAAUGAGUGCUCGGGCAGUAAUAUGGAAAGCUGAGGUUUUGGGGCCUGACAAACAGAAGACAGACUCGUCUAUCUGAUGCUGUGCAUUUUACAUGGUAUGACAGAAUGGAGAAGAAGAUUGUGGCUGACUUCACCAUACCUGUUGAGAUUUUAGAUAGCUAGACAGACAGACAUGUAAGGCACUAUAUAACAGAUAGAUUCUUUAUUUGACCCCAAAGGGAAAGUUGGAUUUUUUAUAGAAGCUCUUGAAAUAGAUAAAUAGAUUUACACACACAUUGUGGCCUGAACACACACCAGAAUGACUGAAAAGGAAGGAAAUUUAAAAAGAAAGAAAACGUUUAUGCGGGCAUAGUGCCGUUGGUAUAAAGGAGCCUCAGUAGAUUUACACACCUGGGCAUCGGCUCUGCCAGUCAACACAUUAUUGGCUGUCAGCAAAACUUUGAAAAUAAGACAUGGUGUUGGAAAGUCAUUACUCAGUCAUGUAAUUUAUCAUACCCUGUGAUUUGCAGUCUUGUAAUCCGUCGUACUCAAGUAAUGAGAUCAGUAACAGCAUCAAGUCUGACCCCCAAAAACCCCAACUAGAAGUCGUGUAAUGUCACAUCGGCUUUAACUGUUAUUUGGAAAUAUUUGCACAGAAGGAAAAGCGACCAAAAAAAAAAAAAGUUUGUUUGAUUUCUUGUCCAGAUGCAUUUUGAACUAUCAAGCUUUUGAAGUGAAAGCCCUCCUCAUUCAUUGGUCAAGAGUGCCGUCUUCUCUUCAGUUCAAACACUCAAAUUCACACUUGUCAUAUCCACAAAAGUAUUUAUCUAAUAAUAUUUUAGCAAAAAAAAAUGUGUUUUUGGACAUUGUGAGCAUUCAACAAGAUAAUUUACAGGUAUGUGUGGAUUGUGCAACGUGAGUAGUGUGAGAUUUUUUCAUAGGCAGUUUCAUGUUGUUUAGCGUUGCUGGUCUGCGUUUGUUCUCCCCGUAAACAAGACAUUAAACACUUUUUCUCAGACAUCGCUAGAAACAACAUUGCAUAGUAAAAGUGUAAGAAGUUUUGAAUGGAGUAUUGCUUUAAUAUCCACUGUGGAAUCUUUUACGUUCAGAGUAGUUUUCAAGUGAAGUGUGAAGCUCACAUAGAGUAUGAGGGGUUUACCUUCACUAGUAAUUUAAUCGAUGACCUUUUCUAAUCUACUUAAAGCGCUUUACGUAGACAAUAGGGAACCACUUCAACCACCUCCGAUGUGUCGCGGACACCUGGAUGAUGCAGUGGCAGCAUUUUUUUGCGUCUGCACACUCACCACACUUUAGCUAUUAGGUGCUGGAGGGGCGAGAAAGAUCAUUGUGAUUAUGAUGAUUAUUAACAUUUUUAAAAUUGUUAGUGAAGUUAAAGCUCUUCAUAAUUCACAGCCACACUUUCUCACUCAUUUUAAGAGACCAUCGUCUCUCUGGUAUUGAAGCCACUUUUGCCUUUAGAGUCUCAAGUUGCUGGAGACCCCAGUCUAAUGAGCCUGUCAUUUGAGAUGUAGGAGGACCCCCGCAGAAAGAGCAUGCAGCCAUGGCUCAAGUAAGAACUGGGCUAGGAGUCCAAGGUGGUCCCCCUGGACCUGUGAGAGGGGAGCGCGAGGGAGGGAGAGAGAAGCGUCCUGCAAGUCCAGGCCCCGUGCUAAAUGUUUGCUCUAGUGGUCUGUCGAUGUGGGCCGAUGCGACUGUUGUGUUGAAAGUUUGUUUGGCCAGGAGUGCGGAAGCAGUGAAGACUUUUUUUUUGUUUUGCUUGUAGAAAACUUCUCGCACAAAGUUGCUUUGUGACUUUUUCUCCAUUUUUUUUUUUGUCAUUAAGUUAGAAGUGCCAUGGCCUGCCAGUGGAGCACAUCUCCCCGCAGGGUGCACUUGAUCAAUAUCUCAUACUGUAAAUAACCUUUUAGCUGACAUUUGGCUCUAUGAGAGAACGUGAGCGCUCAGAAAGACAGAAGCAGCUCCCCCUCCUUGGGUGGUUUAAAGGAGAAUGUUUAGCAGGGAAGACCCCCCGACUCCUGUGUGUGGCCAUUUUUCUAAGACGUAUGUAACCCAAGUCUAGUUUAGAGUACCAUCCACCCGUCUGUGAUCAGUCCAGUUUAAACUAGUUCAGGGUCUAUGAUGACAGCGCUGGGUGGAAGGUGGGAGUUUAAGAAUGUUGUCAUGUUAAAGAACAUUAUUAGCGGCACGUAUUUAUAGAGCACAUUUGUAUACGUGAGCGUAGCUCAGAGUGCUUUCCAGUAAUAACGGCUACACACAGUCACAAGAAGAAAGUAAAAACUAAAGAACGGCAGCAAUUUAUAACAGGAGAGAAUCUUAAUGUCCAACUUAAUUACAAACAAUGGUCAGAUAGCCAUGGAGGACAUAUAAACUCAAGUUGGUGGGAUGUUGUAGAAAAGGUUCCAAAGAUUAAAGACCGCCCAGAACCCCCCGGGCAUUGUGCAGUGUUUGAAUGUGUCACCAUUAGCAGGGUCCUCUUGUGGAGCGCUCUUCAUCUUCUUGGCCUCUUGGGUGGCUGCGGCCUAACUUAGACAUUAAAAGCAACACUGGGUGGGGUGAACAGAUGGACCUGGACUGGCACCCACUGUCACUGUCACACAGUCGAGUGUGGUGACCCCGGGGCUGCAGCUCACCAUGGCUCUGACUGAAUUGGUUAAACGACUGAAGCACACGGUUGGGUGGACAGUUUAGAGCAUCACAAAUCAGGCACACUUCGCUGUUUAAUUGUGGGGAAAAAUAUUAGUGACAAGAGGCCAUUAAGUGUGGCAGCAGCAGGAGAUGGAGGAGGACCUCGACUCUCCCUGUUGUUCUUCUCUCACAUUCCCUCUUGGGUUUUUUUUUUUUUUGUUAUUUUCAAGCAAGCCAUGCAAAAAUCACGCAUCAAAUAAUAACCAUAAAAAAAAAAACAACGGUAAUUAGGCCACGGCCUUUUAUUGUGCUGCCUGCCCUCCGAACAGCAGUAAGACGCUCAGCAGGACAGCUCAUCCAGAGGGCUUUCAUAGUCCUGAUUGCACCUCAGUUUCCAUCCCAUUUAACUUAUUGGACACCAUUGUGUUAUUCAUGUUGAUGAAUGAAAGGCCUUAGCUGGGUUUGCUGUAAAUAUUGUGGCUCUCCUUUCAGGCUUUGAUGCGUCAGACAUGUUUGUUCUGCUGGAAAUGUGGGACCUUGAAAAUCCCCGACAGGUUGAAGUCGACUCCUAGCGUGACUGAAUUCUGGAGUCUGUAAGUCCAUAUUUGUCUUUCUCUCACUACUACAGUAUACUGUUUUGGGGUUUUUUUUUUGCGGGGUGAAUGCUUCACUUUUAGCUAUUCAGUUAAGUUUUGUUCAAAUUAAAUCAUACUCAACAGUUUCAUUUUAACAAGAGUGGCCCAGACCGGGGGCAGUGAGGGGCACUCAGUUAUGGUGGUCCCAAGACCAUAAUGUGCGCCGUGAUGAACGCUGCCCUGCUUUUUAAUGCACUUUACCAAAAAUGACAUCCGAUAAAGAGCACAAAACAACAAAGGUGGGCAGCCAUUUCAAAUCCCCCCCUUCACCUGCCAGCCGGCAAACGCAUCGAGCCGCACUCACUUAAUAUUUUCUUUGUGCUUCAGGUGGCAUUUUCUUUUUUAGUUAAUUUUUUUUUCUGCAUUUCAUAUUUACAGCAUAUUGAACAAAAAUCGAAUCUUCACGUCUGUGUUGUACUGUUGGCUCAUUUUAGUAAACUGUGUUAUGAAUUCUUUAUUGUUUCCUUUUCAACCGCUGAUAUCGAUGCUUUGAUUGCCAUUGAACAGAACCAGACCUUGUUUGAAAAAUGUGAUUAUAAUUAUUUUUUAAUCUGUUUUUCUUUUCCUUAUUAAAUGUGACUUUUUUAAGGCAGAAUAAAAGACCAAAAUCUGUAUCAGAAUAAGUAUAUUGUAUCUACUUUUUCAAAUAAAAUGCUUGAUAUAUUAUGUA
Erpetoichthys calabaricus (reedfish) is the source of this 13474-nucleotide messenger RNA. Its product is annotated as mannosyl-oligosaccharide 1,2-alpha-mannosidase IA. Gene Ontology annotation, biological process: N-glycan processing; carbohydrate metabolic process. The record is from RefSeq and is a predicted model, not a curated record. Gene Ontology annotation, molecular function: mannosyl-oligosaccharide 1,2-alpha-mannosidase activity; calcium ion binding. Gene Ontology annotation, cellular component: endoplasmic reticulum; Golgi membrane; extracellular exosome. Lineage: Eukaryota; Metazoa; Chordata; Cladistia; Polypteriformes; Polypteridae.